This is a messenger RNA of Penicillium digitatum Pd1, 885 nucleotides long. RefSeq names its product MCT family MFS transporter. Gene Ontology annotation, biological process: transmembrane transport. The record is from RefSeq and is a predicted model, not a curated record. Gene Ontology annotation, cellular component: membrane. Lineage: Eukaryota; Fungi; Ascomycota; Eurotiomycetes; Eurotiales; Aspergillaceae. Gene Ontology annotation, molecular function: transmembrane transporter activity.
AUGCUUGCCCAAGGGGUCUUGGGUGGGAUUGCUUCCGGCAUGCUAUUUGCCCCCGUCAUGACAUGUGUGAGCCACUACUUUCACAAUCGACGUGCGGCAGCUCUCGGGGUGACAGUCUCUGGAUCGUCCAUCGGAGGAGUUAUUUUCCCCAUUGCCUUGAGCAAGAUGCUGAGAAAUGAAUCCCUAGGAUUCGGAUGGUCCGUCAGAAUAGUGGGGUUCAUCAUCUUGUUCAUGGUUUUGAUAGCCAUGAUCACUGUAAGAGAGCGACUUCCUCCUCGUUAUGGCAAAGUCCUUUUGCCGGCAGCUUUUACUCGCGCUCCGUACACUCUCGUCACACUUGGCAUCUUCUUCAUGAUGUGGGGACUCUUCACUCCAUUUUUCUAUCUUCCGCAAUAUGCGCAGUCUCAUGGCAUGGAUUCGCAGCUUUCUACCUAUCUCUUGUCCAUCCUUAAUGCUGCCUCGGUUUUUGGCAGAGUAUUACCCGGUAUGGUUGCGGACAAGAUUGGUCGCUUCAACAUCUUGAUCAUCACCGGUGUCUGCACAGGAAUUCUACUUUUGUGCUGGAUCGCGAUAACCUCUAGUGCGGCAAUCGUUGUUUUUGCCGUGCUCUAUGGUUUCUUUUCUGGCGGGAUCGUGUCGCUAAUGUCUCCUUGCAUUGCCCAAGUGACCCCAAGUCCGGAUCAGAUUGGCACCCAUCUCGGCAUGUCAAUGGCCAUUAUUGGCCUUGCUGGUCUGACCGGCACCCCAAUAUGCGGUGCUUUGCUGGAAAAAUACGGAACGUAUACACGGGCUGCAAUUUUCAGCGGUGUGGUGAUGUUGUUCGGAUCCGUGCUCGUCAUUGCGGCGAGGUUGCAUCUACAGGCAAAGCUCCUGAAAGUGGUGUGA